Octopus sinensis (East Asian common octopus) is the source of this 2153-nucleotide messenger RNA. Its product is annotated as protein saal1-like. The record is from RefSeq and is a predicted model, not a curated record. Lineage: Eukaryota; Metazoa; Mollusca; Cephalopoda; Octopoda; Octopodidae. Bases 436 to 1869 code for a protein of 477 amino acids. The transcript is spliced from 12 exons.
AAAGUUGGUGGGGGGAUUUAGAAUCGUAAUUUUCCUGUUUUGCAGCAUGGAUUUUAUUUUCAACAAACUCGAUAUGUCUAUUGUUGAAAACAGAAAUCCGACGAAGUUUUUGGAGAAAAAAGAAACGAAAAGGAGUCGGGGUGCUUAUUUGACAUAAUCGCUGAGUUUAAGUCUUAAUAAAGAACAUUCCAUGAGCAGUAAAUGUCCAAUAAAUAUAAUGAUGGUAGUUUAUUUUAUUUAGUUCAAAUAAUGGUGAAUACAUCUAUUGGGAUUGGUACGCAGGAAGUAAAUGUUCAUAACUACAUGUCGCAAGCUAUUUUGUCUUUCAUUCGGUCGACUUGGCAAACUUACUGACACCGUAAGUUAAGGAAUACAGUUAAAACGGAAUAUUUUUAUAGCGUUCACCGCAACGGUGUUAACCCUACCGCGUGUGCGAUGGACGAAAACGUAAACCCGAUUGAUUGUUCUGACAGUCCAUUCCGCUCAAACCCGACCCUCCCUGCUGGCUUCGAUGAUGAUGAUGAACUGCUGAAUGCCGACAUUAUCACUGGAACAGCUUUCAGUAAACAAUGGCUGUUUACUGUUCUUAUGAAACUGAUUCAGGAGGUAGACAAACAGAAUGAACCCGGCAACGACGAUUCUGAGUUUGGUGUUGAUGUCAAUGAAGACCUUCAAGAUGAACUCUGUAACCUUUGGGAUAUGUCGAUGAAUUCCGAUGUAGUUGUCUUCAUGCAUGAAUUCAAAUCUGUUGAGCUACUCUCUGCUGUGAUUGUUAAAUCCAGGGCUCCAAGGGUGACGGAAAUCUGUGUUGGUAUUCUUGGUAAUCUCUCCUGUAAUCCAACCGUUUGUUCAGAGAUGUCAACAAACCCAGAAUUUAUAAAUAUGGUUUUGUUGUUAUUGGAGAAUCCCGAUGGACUUUGUUUGGUACAGACUGUCAGGUUGCUAUAUUGCUGCCUCCAGAGUGAAGAACACUAUUUGCCAUGGGUUGCUGCUAUCAAAGAUCAUGAAGCCAAUAUUUUAGAACUUGUCAAAUUCAUCAUGGCUAGUUCUACAAAUGUGGAAUUAUUGAAGAACGUCGGAGAAUUAUUAAACCUGUUGUUCUAUCUUGAAGAUGAACUUUGUGAAAGAUGGAGUACAACAGCCAUGUUGACAGCCAUGCUGGAGGCUGUCAAGGAAAUUGGCUUCCAACCUUGUCCUGCCUUAGAAGUGUUUAUCCACAAUUUUCAGCUCAUGUCAUGUUCACAAAAUGGUGUCUUGGCCUUGGAAAACAUGUCACAGCCCAUCUUGGAGGUUUUGAUGAAAUACUUAAUGUUUCUCUGUGAUGAACCAAUUGUCCCUGUGGAUUUGAAGGCCAAAUAUCUCGCAGCUAUACUCUCUCUGAUCAAUCUGAUUUUCUUGCAAGGAUCAAAGUUUGAUAUUGGUUCUUUCUACAAAAUCGACAUGUUUCCAAAAUGUUUAUUCAAAAUCCUGGAAGGUUUAUUUCCAUACAUCUAUCAUCCUGUGGAAUCUUCAGAUUCUGAUGGCAACAAACCCAAGAAGAAACAUCAUCACCACCAUCACCAUCACCACCAACAACCACAACAACACUCGCUGUCAGUGGUCGAAGAUCUUGCCAGCUUUAAACGCUAUCAAUGGAAAAAGGAGAUCAGUGGUUGUGAUCCUUCUUUAGCUGUUCUGUACAAGGCACUCCACUCCUCUUUCCUUCGUCUUAGCUGGCUUAUUCCAAAACACAAUGAAAGCAGAGAGAGAGAGAGAGAGAGAAAGAAAGAAAGAUCAUAUAGCACAAAGAAAGCAGAGAGAGAGAGAGAGAUAAUGAAGUCCAGUACUCAAUUUCUGCAUUAUUUACUAAUCCGAUGGGAUGAAAGAUAAUGUUGAUCUCUGCAGUAUUUGAACCCAUGACAAUAUUCCUAUCCAGUACACUCACCACUUUGCCACUUGGCUGCUCUUCCCCACCAAAUAAAAAUUGAAUUUAUUUCCAUGCUGGAAAAUAACUUUGUUUUUAUCACCUCUGACUUAAAUAAUAUUCCCCACCACCAUCACCACCACAACCACCACCACCACUACCACCACCUCAACCACCAUCACCACAACCUCCACCACAACCUCCACCGCAACCACCACUACCACAACCACCACUACCACCACCACCACAA